GACUAAAAUGUAAAAAUGUUAAAAGAAGUUGUUGAUAAUGAGUUGCUGUGUUUCAUAACAUUUUAUUUCCUCUCUGCAGUAAUAUACAGCACAAAACUAUACCGGUUCUUCAAAUAUAUAGAAAAUCGAGAUGUUGCCAAAUCAGUUUUAAAGGAGAGAGGACUGAAGAAAAUAAGAUUAGGCAUUGAAGGUUACCCCACGUAUAAAGAGAAGGUGAAGAAGCGUCCUGGUGGCCGUCCUGAGGUCAUCUACAACUAUGUCCAGAGGCCCUUCAUCCGCAUGUCCUGGGAGAAGGAGGAGGGCAAGAGCCGCCAUGUUGACUUCCAGUGUGUCAAAAGCAAGUCCAUCACUAACCUGGCUGCAGCUGCUGCAGAUAUCCCCCAGGACCAGCUGGUCAACAUGCACCCUGGCCCUCAGGUGGACGAGCUGGACAUCCUCCCCAACCAGCCCCCCAGCGAACCCCAGUACAGCUACAACAACGAUGCUGGUGACCCAGACGCCCCCUCUCCCGCAGUCUGAGGACUGCCCCCUCCCUGACACCUCCCUCCCCAGCGUACUGCAGCAUGGAGCGAGAGGGGGAUCAAUAUAGAGGGGGAUCAUAACCAUAUUGCCUUGGCACCUCCUCCACAGCCUUAGAGCCUCAAGGAUCUGGUCGACUGUAAAAACCCUAUAAGGGACUAGACUGGCAAAAGGGCAUAUUUCUAUUAUUUCUU
Messenger RNA from Salvelinus sp. IW2-2015, 713 nucleotides. RefSeq names its product BTB/POZ domain-containing protein 10. Bases 16 to 519 code for a protein of 167 amino acids. Gene Ontology annotation, cellular component: cytoplasm. The transcript has 2 exons. The record is from RefSeq and is a predicted model, not a curated record. NCBI's taxonomy places the organism in Eukaryota, Metazoa, Chordata, Actinopteri, Salmoniformes, Salmonidae. Gene Ontology annotation, biological process: positive regulation of phosphorylation.